GGCAUCACCAGCACCGCUGCCGCCGCCGAGCCCGCACCGGCCCGCUCCUCCUCCUUCUCCUCCUCGCCGGGGCAGCGCUGGGCUUCGCUCCUUUGUGCUUCGCCGCCCUCCCCGAUUUCUUUAAUUGCUCUCACUGGCGCGCCGCUGCUGCCUUCUUCCCGGAGGCGGUGGGGGUCUGCGAUUUGGCUGGUGCCCUCCGCAAAGCUGCAGCCACCGCUAAAGCAUUGGAUCCCUCAACGUACUGCGAGAGCCCGGUGUACAGCCCGGACCUGUGCCCCAACAUGAUCGCCGCGCAGGCCAAGCUGGUCUACCAGCUCAACAAAUACUACACGGAGCGCUGCCAGGCGCGCAAGGCGGCCAUCGCCAAGACCAUCCGGGAGGUGUGCAAGGUCGUGUCGGACGUGCUGAAGGAGGUGGAGGUGCAGGAGCCGCGCUUCAUCAGCUCCCUAAGCGAGAUCGACGCCCGCUACGAGGGGCUGGAGGUGAUCUCGCCCACCGAGUUCGAGGUGGUGCUCUACCUCAACCAGAUGGGCGUCUUCAACUUCGUGGACGACGGCUCCCUGCCGGGCUGCGCCGUGCUCAAGCUGAGCGACGGCCGCAAGCGCAGCAUGUCCCUCUGGGUGGAGUUCAUCACCGCCUCGGGCUACCUGUCCGCCCGCAAGAUCCGCUCCCGCUUCCAGACGCUGGUGGCUCAGGCCGUGGACAAGUGCAGCUACCGGGACGUGGUGAAGAUGAUCGCGGACACGAGCGAGGUGAAGCUCCGCAUCCGGGAGCGGUACGUGGUCCAGAUCACGCCCGCCUUCAAGUGCACCGGGAUCUGGCCGCGUAGCGCGGCGCAGUGGCCCAUGCCCCACAUCCCCUGGCCCGGUCCCAACCGGGUGGCGGAGGUGAAGGCGGAGGGCUUCAACCUGCUCUCCAAGGAGUGCUACUCGCUGACGGGCAAGCAGAGCUCGGCCGAGAGCGACGCGUGGGUGCUACAGUUCGGCGAGGCCGAGAACCGGCUGCUGAUGGGCGGCUGCCGGAACAAGUGCCUGUCGGUGCUGAAGACGCUGCGCGACCGGCACCUGGAGCUGCCCGGGCAGCCCCUCAACAACUACCACAUGAAGACGCUGCUGCUGUACGAGUGCGAGAAGCACCCGCGGGAGACCGACUGGGACGAGGCGUGCCUGGGCGACAGGCUGAACGGCAUCCUCCUGCAGCUCAUCUCCUGCCUGCAGUGCCGGCGCUGCCCCCACUACUUCCUGCCCAACCUAGACCUCUUUCAGGGCAAACCCCACUCGGCCCUGGAAAGCGCUGCCAAACAGACCUGGAGGCUAGCCAGAGAAAUCCUCACCAAUCCCAAAAGCCUCGACAAGCUAUAGGGUUAACACGCCCGCGCACAAAAACUCGCCCUCCGUAAACAACAACAGCGCCCAAAAAACUUUUUAUUUAACGCGAACGACGACAGAAAGAGGCGGCGAAAGACACGCGCCCCCGCCACCCCCCCACCCACCUGCAGUUCGGCCUUUAAAAACAUGCCGACGGUUUUCCCGGCAUAAACUCCCACCGCCUUGCACAGAAGAAGGGAAGAGCCUCUCUCCUCCUGUCCUCCAAUGUGAAUUUUUAAAAGGUCACAAAAAGAAGCGAUCGGACUUUUGCAACUUCAAAACGAAACCCAAAAGGUACAUUUUCCAAUCCAUGUAUAGUCCUUUUCUUAUGCCCUCUUGUUUGCCUGAAUGUUGUCACCAAGUGAAAAAAUUAUUUAACUAUAUGUACAAAUCUCCCUUUAAAAAAGUUUUACUGUUAAAUGUAUUUCGGUGCCAAGGUCAGAUUAUGUGCCCCACAACUGACUUGUUGCAAAUAGUAAUAAAAAUAUUACUUUAACUUUA
Vidua chalybeata is the source of this 1868-nucleotide messenger RNA. RefSeq names its product mab-21 like 2 (gene MAB21L2). Bases 282 to 1361 code for a protein of 359 amino acids. The transcript has a single exon. The record is from RefSeq and is a predicted model, not a curated record. NCBI's taxonomy places the organism in Eukaryota, Metazoa, Chordata, Aves, Passeriformes, Viduidae.